CUGCUGUGUUGCUCGCGCCAUUCCUACAAGCGUGUGCGUCCACCUCCCACUACACUCCCACUGGCCGAGCUUUAGCAGCCACUGUUACAAGCAUAGAUUCCGUUUUUUUCCCCCCACCGUCAGUCUUGUAGAUAUAUCCAGCUAUGAAUAUUGACGGUGCCAGUUCAGUGGUGCUGCAGGCCUUAACCCACGCUACCAGUCAGGACACAGCUGUGCUGAAGCCUGCGGAGGAGCAGCUCCGACAGUGGGAGACCCAGCCAGGCUUCUACUCUGUCCUCCUGAAUAUCUUCAAUAACCACAUGCUGGAUGUGAACGUCAGGUGGCUGGCUGUGCUGUACUUCAAAAAUGGCAUUGACAGAUACUGGAGGAGAGUAGCGCCUCAUGCUUUAUCAGAAGAGGAGAAGACAUCAUUGCGCGCUGGUCUCAUCACAAACUUCAAUGAGCCUAUUAAUCAGAUAGCGACCCAGAUUGCAGUACUGAUAGCCAAGGUGGCCCGUCUGGACUGCCCCAGGCAAUGGCCAGAGCUCAUUCCCAUUCUGCUAGAGUCUGUGAAGGGUCAGGAUGGCCUGCAGCAGCACAGAGCGCUGCUAACCUUCUAUCAUGUCACCAAAACCCUAGCGUCCAAACGUCUGGCGCAGGACAGACGACUUUUCCAGGAUCUGGCGUCAGGCAUCUACAGCUUUGCAUGCUCCCUGUGGAGCCAUCACACCGACUGCUUCCUCCAGCAGAUCUACACCAGAGAUGAGGCUGCUGCGCUCAGCUCACUGGAGAGGACACUCCUCUCCCUUAAAGUGCUUCGCAAGUUGACAGUCCACGGAUUUCAAGAGCCACAACAGAAUAUGGAAGUGAUGGGUUUCCUGAAUGCAGUGUUUGAAAGGCUAAAACAGUUCUUGGAGUGCUGUCGGCAGGUUGGUCCAGAUAGCACAUGUAGAGAAAAGCUGGAGAAGACGAUCAUACUGUACACUAAAGUUUUGCUAGAUUUCCUGGAGUACCAUCCUUGUGCAUUUAUACCCCUAAUCCAGCGUUCCCUUGAAUUUGCCGUCAGCUACGUGUUCACACCUGCAGGGGAGGGAGUCACAUUUGAACGCUUCAUUGUUCAGUGCAUGAACCUCAUCAAGAUGAUUGUAAAGAACGAUGCCUACAAACCUGCCAAGAACAUUGAUGACAGUAAACCAGAGAGUCUGGAGGCUCACAAGAUCAAGACAGCAUUCUUCACACACCCCACGCUGACAGAGAUUGGACGCCGGCUUGUCUCACACUACUUCCUUCUCACCGAGGAAGAGCUGGCAAUGUGGGAAGAGGACCCUGAGAGCUUUGCUGUUGAAGAAACAGGUGGUGACUCUUGGAAAUACAGUCUACGGCCAUGUACUGAAGUGUUGUUCCUGGAUAUCUUUCACAACUACAGCCAGACACUGACACCGGUGCUACUGGAUAUGGUUCAGAAUCUCCAGGGCCCAACCAACGUGGAAGACUCCGUUCAGUUGCUAAUGAAGGAUGCAGUAUACAAUGCAGUGGGACUGGCAGCCUAUGAGCUGUUUGACAACGUGGACUUUGACCAGUGGUUCAAGAAUCAGCUUCUUGGAGAGCUGCAAGUCAGCCAUCACAGGUACAAGUUGAUUCGCCGGCGAGUCAUCUGGCUAAUAGGACAGUGGAUCUCUGUCAAGUUCAAAUCCGACCUUCGACCUUUACUCUACGAGGUCAUCCUGAGCCUCAUGCAGGAUCCUGACUUGGUGGUACGGAUUGAGACAGCUACAACCCUGAAACUAACUGUUGAUGACUUUGAGUUCCGGACAGAGCAAUUCCUCCCAUACCUCGAGUCUAUAUUUGGGCUGCUUUUCCAGUUGUUGCAGCAGGUGACAGAGUGCGACACGAAAAUGCAGGUGCUCCAUGUCAUCUCCUGUGUCAUUGAGAGAGUAAACAUCCAGAUCCGACCAUACGUAGGCUGUCUGGUUCAGUACCUGCCCCUGCUCUGGAAGCAAUCUGAAGAGCACAACAUGCUUCGAUGUGCCAUACUCACUACACUCAUCCACCUGGUACAGGGCCUGGGGGCAGAGAGUAAGAAUCUGUACCCUUUCCUUCUUCCUGUCAUCCAGCUGAGCACCGAUGUUUCCCAGCCGCCUCAUGUGUAUUUGCUGGAGGAUGGACUGGAGCUUUGGUUGGUGACUUUGGAGAACAGUCCAGCCAUCACCCCAGAGCUGCUCAGAAUUUUCCAGAACAUGUCAGCUUUGAUGGAGAUGAGCUCAGAGAACCUACGCACCUGCUUUCAGAUCGUUAAUGCCUACAUAUACUUGUCUGCCACAGAGUUCCUGCAGAACUAUGCAGAAUCAUUGUGUCGAUCCUUUUGUGAUCUGCUGAAAGACAUCACGAAUGAGGGACAGGUCCAAGUGCUCAAGGUGGUAGAGAUAGCUUUAAAGGUUAGCCCCAUACUGGGAGCCCACAUGUUCCAGCCCCUGCUGCCAGCUGUCUUCAGAGGUAUUGUGGAUGGCGAGAGAUAUCCUGUGGUGAUGUCCACCUACCUAGGAAUCAUGGGCCGUGUACUGCUCCAGAACUCCAGUUUCUUCUCCUCCCUGCUCACUCAAAUGGCCUCUGAGUGUAGCCAGAAGAUGGACCAGUUGUUGGGCAAUGUGAUAGAGAUGUGGGUCGACCGCAUGGACAACAUCACUCAGCCUGAGAGGAGGAAGCUGUCAUCGCUGGCUCUGCUUUCCCUCCUACCUUCUGACAACAGUGUGAUCCAGGACAAGUUCUGUGGCAUCAUCAACAUCUGUGUCGAGGCGCUGCAUGAUGUAAUGACCGAAGAUCCCGAAACAGGCACCUUCAAAGACUGCAUGCUGAUGAGCCAUUUUGAGGAGCCCAAGCUGAGUGAUGAUGAGGAGCCACCAACUGAGCAGGACAAGAGGAAGAAACUGUUGGCCCUGGAGGACCCGGUGCACAGCGUUUCUCUCCAGCAGUUUGUCUAUGAUAAGCUGAAGGCACAGCAGGCCCUGAUGGGAGACCAAGGAUUUGGGGUCCUGAUGGAGACCGUGGACACGGAGCUCGUCAGGCAGCUCCAGGAGUUCCUCCAAGGCCUUUGAAUUGCAUCUACAAUCCUUCGCUACCUUACACAAAAAUCUUUGCCCAUUGCUACCCUCUCCCCCAUUUUUGAAAGCGUACUAAAAAGGCUAACAAUCUGCCCGACGUGUGGAGUCCUAAUCCAAACCUUCCCAACCUCUACCCAUGCUAUGCCUUAUCUAUAUUCAGACUUAGCCUUGUCGACUGCCCUUAGCUAACACCCCUCGUCCUUUUCUCUAUUUGAAUUCCUAUACAUCCUUUUUUUAAAUCAAGAUUGGGUCUAUGUGGGUACUUAAAAAUGUGUACUUCACUUCAGUAUCCACAUAAAAACACCACCACACUAGAGCUUCCACUCAAUUCUACUAGUUUCUUCUCUUUCUGUGGUUUUAACUUGAAAUGAGUAGAAAAUUGGACGGAUGGUAUAAAAGUUGAGUGGGCUGAGAAGUAUGAAGGAAAAAUCACCUGCAGGUGCCAGAGCAGGAGCCGCGGACUAUUUUCAAUGGAAAAACAUCCAGAUUGUAGCAGAAAUGUGGAUAAACCGUACCUAAAGGACCUAAAGCAGUGUUUACAGAAUCUAUUCUUAAAAAGAGAAAAAAAGAAAUGUAAUUUUGUAUGUAUGUACAGUAUGGAUGAUAUUCUGCAUGAUGCUAUUUUACUUUUUAGUUUGUUUUUAUUUUGUGUUAAUUUCUCUUCCAUUUUUAAAAAAUAAUAAUUUUGUCAUAACCAGAGGUCAAGAUGAAGUAACUACUGAGAGAACUGGAAAGUGUUUUUCUUUCUUUUUGGGGUUAGAGGGAAUUUUUCUUGACAGUAAAAUGGGUGAUUUUUAAAGGGUUGAUUUGUAAGAGUGCUGAACCACAUUUCUAUGUAUAUAGAUACUGCUGCUAAUUGAUGGUGUGUCGGAGCACUUUAAUAACCAAAAACUGUUUCACAUGUUUUCGUCUUUUUCUCACAUCAUUGGACUUUAACACAGUGGUAGAAGGCCUUGGAGCAGGUCAGCAGGAUUGUGGCAAAUUAGGCUUUAGUUGCAUUAAGACCCACAUCUUGAAUUUUUGCUGUAUUUCAUGUCUCAGUGCUAACUUGUACAAAAUACUGGACUGACUGCAAACACCAUUAUGUAGUGUCUUUACUAUUUAAUUUGAAAGGAUUUGAGGAAUUCUGACCUAAGUGGCUGUUAAGAAGAAAGUCACAUUGUGGAGUCAAAAUACUUUGUUUUGUGAAGCUGCCCUUUUUUCUGAUACGUUGUUAACGACUUUUUAGUGGUAGAGAUGAAGCUUUGAUAUAUUUGAUUGACAGAAGAACCAGUUUUUCAAGGAGGUCUCAGAAGAAUAAUUACUUAGAAGUUUGGUAAACCUAUAUUAUAAAGAAAAAAUUAGAAAUGUGACUGAAUUUUGGCAUGUCGACUCGUUUCAAGCAGAUUCGAAACGUGGUUUAGAAAAAUAUCUAUUGUUUGUUGUAAUUUUGAAAACUCACUGAGAAACAAUUACCCUGGGUCACCCUGCCUGUAUGGUCUGUUCUUCUAAAACUUAUAGAUUAAUAUGGUUUCAUUCUCAUUAGGUUGGUCAACCUCCCUGGGAAGGAGAAAAUCCUGACACUAGCUCCUUUGACACUGUGAUAGAGUUAAGUAGCAGUCAGAAUUACGGCCUUAUGCUGUCAGCCUUACCUAUCCUUGAAACUCGAAAGACCUUUCUUACUAUUAUGUUAAUUUCUUAACUAGUUUAACUUUAGAGGAUUUCUGAACAUGCAUUAUGUUGAUGAUGGUUAUUAUUAAGUUUAGAACACAACACGCAGUAGAGAGAUGUUUUUUUGGUUAUAAAUUUGGUUACGUGUUGAUGGGAAAUAAUCCUUGUUGCUUUUUCCAAAGCCUUCAAUAAAGUGCAGUAAUCAGCCA
Dicentrarchus labrax (European seabass) is the source of this 4936-nucleotide messenger RNA. It is a transcript of the gene ipo11, whose product is annotated as importin 11. Gene Ontology annotation, biological process: protein import into nucleus. The record is from RefSeq and is a predicted model, not a curated record. Gene Ontology annotation, cellular component: cytosol; nuclear envelope. Lineage: Eukaryota; Metazoa; Chordata; Actinopteri; Moronidae. Gene Ontology annotation, molecular function: small GTPase binding. Bases 144 to 3071 code for a protein of 975 amino acids. The transcript is spliced from 30 exons.